UGAGAUUUAAUCACAUAUAAGCAUCUGUAAGGUAAGCCCAUUGACAGCUUCGUCUCCACCUCGCGAAGCUUUCCUGCUGCUCGAACCCUAGAGUUUCUUCUUCGCAACUUACGGCAUCAUUUCCAUGGAUAUCGAGGAGGAUAUUCGUGCAUUAGAACUUGAUUCACCAGAUGUUAAUGGUGUUCCUAAACCAGAUGAAAAGAUGGAAAAUAUUGUGAAAUCCGACAAUGUUGAAGAAGAUGCAAAGACAGAAGAUAUUGAGAAGUCCGAUAAAAUGGAAGAAGAGUGGAGGACAGAGGACCAUCCUCAAUCGGCCCAAGAUAUCCACGUUGAAGAACAAGUGGAGGAGAGCAUAUCUGCAAAGGAGAAGGAAGUUUCUUCGACUGUAAAUGAGGAUGAAGGGGAUUUGGAAACGGAUCGCAAAAGACACUUGAAUGUUGUGUUCAUUGGUCAUGUUGAUGCUGGUAAGUCUACAAUUGGUGGUCAGAUACUUUUCCUUAGCAAUCAGGUUGACGAGCGUACGAUCCAAAAGUACGAAAAAGAAGCAAAGGAUAAAAGCAGAGAAAGCUGGUAUAUGGCAUAUAUCAUGGACACAAAUGAAGAGGAGAGAGUCAAGGGGAAAACUGUUGAAGUGGGAAGAGCACAUUUUGAAACUGAGACCACAAGGUUUACAAUUUUGGAUGCUCCAGGUCACAAAAGUUAUGUCCCAAAUAUGAUCAGUGGGGCAUCUCAAGCUGAUAUAGGGGUUCUGGUAAUUUCUGCUAGGAAAGGAGAGUUUGAAACUGGAUAUGAGAGAGGUGGACAAACUCGUGAGCAUGUUUUGCUGGCAAAAACAUUGGGUGUUGCGAAGCUUCUCGUUGUAGUGAAUAAGAUGGAUGAGCCCACAGUCAAAUGGUCCAAAGAAAGGUAUGAGGAGAUAGAGUCUAAGAUGGCACCCUUCUUAAAGUCAUCUGGUUACAAUGUAAAGAAAGAUGUCCAAUUUUUACCUAUAUCUGGUCUUCAUGGUAUUAACAUGAAAGCAAGAGUGGAUAAGAAAGUAUGUCCGUGGUGGAAUGGUCCGUGCUUGUUUGAAAUCCUUGAUACGAUUGAAGGUCCACCAAGAAAUCCAAAAGAUCCAUUUAGGAUGCCCAUCAUCGAUAAAUUCAAGGACAUGGGAACGACCGUCAUGGGUAAAGUUGAAUCUGGCACCGUGCGUGAGGGUGAUUCCUUAUGGGUAAUGCCAAAUAAGACUCAGGUGAAAGUUGCUGCUGUGAUGUGUGAUGAAAAUAAAGUUAAGUGGGCAGGACCUGGCGAAAAUCUUCGUGUUAGAAUAACUGGAAUUGAAGAAGAAGAAAUAACGUCUGGGUUUGUACUAUCAAGCGUUGCAAAACCAAUAGCCGCUGUUUCUGAGUUUGUUGCGCAGUUGCAGAUUCUUGAGCUGCUGGAUAAUGCAAUAUUUACCGCUGGAUAUAAGGCCGUACUUCACAUUCAUGCUGUUGUUGAAGAAUGUGAGAUCAUAGAGCUGCUACAUCAGAUUGAUCCGAAGACUAGGAAACCUAUGAAAAAGAAAGUUCUCUUUGUAAAAAAUGGUGCAGUUAUUUUGUGCCGCAUCCAGGUCAAUAACUUGAUCUGCAUUGAGAAGUUCUCUGAUUUUCCUCAGCUUGGAAGAUUUACACUUCGGACUGAAGGGAAGACAGUUGCCGUAGGAAAGGUCACUGAUAUUCCGGCUGCAACCAAUUAAACAAUUUUGAUCUGCGAGACUAGGGAAACUUAAUGGUGAAUUUGAUAAGAGCUUCCGCAUGAAGAAGGCCUGUAUGCUCGAAGCUGUUUUUCUAUGGAGUCAAUUCCCAAUCGUGCUAUAUUGUCUAUGCCAAAAGAAACUAAAAACAUCGAUGAGUUCCAUCUUUUUUGGAUACUAGCCUUAUACACAAUUGUUUUUGUUUGAUAUAUGGGUGUAAAGUUUGAUCUGCUUCUCUAUCUUGGAAUAUACGGCAGCAUUUUCUUAGUUAAUCCAAUCCACAUGUCCAACUUUUUAUGUGUUCCUUCUUUUCCCGUGAUUGAAUGAAUUUCUUGGGUA
Cucurbita pepo subsp. pepo (vegetable marrow) is the source of this 2056-nucleotide messenger RNA. RefSeq lists its product as uncharacterized. Gene Ontology annotation, molecular function: GTPase activity; GTP binding. Lineage: Eukaryota; Viridiplantae; Streptophyta; Magnoliopsida; Cucurbitales; Cucurbitaceae. The record is from RefSeq and is a predicted model, not a curated record.